Haemonchus placei is the source of this 345-nucleotide messenger RNA. The record is from the annotation of a GenBank genome assembly. NCBI's taxonomy places the organism in Eukaryota, Metazoa, Nematoda, Chromadorea, Rhabditida, Trichostrongylidae.
AUGCUCCAGAGCGAACAUCAGAGCUCCUUUCUCUUUUGCAAGCUGUACGAAUGGAAUUUUCUCGUUAGUUACCCAACCGAUAUCUAGAACUCCAGUUCCUCCCACCAUCAGGAAAGCGACAUUUCCGCCUUUCCGGUAAUAUCGAUUGUUGUAGAAGUAACGUUGGGGCCACUCCUUAUUUUCUUGAAAAUGAUCGAGUUUCUGCUUGAAGUAAGCUUCUCUACCACCGAAUCCACCUUGACUCGCAAAACCCUUGAAAACAGCUUUUUUUCAACAUUUGCACUUAUUCCGUUAUCAGCCGUAAGAUUGACUUCUUUCAUGCGGGUCAUGGGAUCUCCAAGGUGA